AUGUUCGAGUCGGUUGUGAAUGAGUUCCUUCUACGUACGGCAGUUAAAGAGUGGUCGGUUAUUUCCAUACUAGAAUAUGUUAAAGCAAAAUGUGAAUUAUCCUCUGAUCUGUUCGAAACUUUGAAAGAAGACGUAUAUUCAGUGCUACAAAGGUUCGGCGACAGGCAAAACGUUAACAGUCAUGAAAAUGCAAAAAAAAGAGCGAGAAAAUUGUUAUCAAGCUUUGAAAAGUCAUGCUCUUCAACUGGAGUGAGGCGUUUUAUUGAUGGAUUAAAACUAAGGGAUGAAGAAAUAGAAUUUCGUACAACAUUAUUUCGCAAAAUAAAAUCGUCAAACACGUUACAAGCACUAGAGGAACAUCGCGUGGUCAGAACAUUAAUCGAAGAUAUACGCAACCCGGAUGAGAUAGAACACCAAGUUUUACCAGCCGGAAACUCUGGAAUUCAAAGUAUUAAUAGUUAUCAGAGAAAACAUCAUCGUGAAGAAACGACAGAUGAUGAUGAACCGGAAAAGCAAUGUAGGAUUAGGAGUGGGAGAACUACACCGAAUUAUGAUAUAGAUUCUUUGGAUGUUGUCGAAAAAUCAGGAUUAGAAAUUUCUACGGAAAGUAAGAGAAUCAUUAGACAAGAUUCAUCGACAUCAUCAAGACAAAACGAUAUCGAAGUUGAUGAGAUAGAUAUGCUGUUGUCAGAGAAUCCAAUCGCCCAAAGAUUAAUAGAAGUCGGUGGAAUUGGUAGAUAUAAAAUUAUCUUUUUGCCAGAAGAAAAUGAUUGUGAUGCAAUCAAGUCAAUAUUCAAUAAGAAUGAGUGGUCGAAACUAGAAACAGAUUGGAUUAAUGCUGAGAAGAGAACGAUACCUUCUAGUAGUGUAAUGAACGAGAAUAUUAACACGUUAUUAAAAAAGUACAGUGAUGGUAUCAAUGAUGCGACGUUCGGAUACGAUGUGGACUUGAGAAAAUUGUCCGUUUUAUUUGAUGAAACUUCAAUUGCAAGUCGUGACACGUACAUUUUUACUCGCGAAUGGCCUAUGCAAUGGAUCAAAUCUGUUUUUAAUGCAUUUUUACUGUGUUUCCAACUACCAAUAAACCCACUUCACGAUUGUGAUUUAUCCGAAUAUUCCUACAGAGAUAGGAUUGUUAAUCGUAUUAUAGAAGAUAUUUUUCUAGACACAUAUAGUUUUAUUCGCGUUAGGACAGGUGAAGUCGAAAAUAGAGAUCGUAAAGAUCAGAAAAAUUCUGCAAGGCCACAAGGACAACGAC
Acaulospora morrowiae is the source of this 1258-nucleotide messenger RNA. The record is from the annotation of a GenBank genome assembly. NCBI's taxonomy places the organism in Eukaryota, Fungi, Glomeromycota, Glomeromycetes, Diversisporales, Acaulosporaceae.